Molecule: messenger RNA, 516 nt
Organism: Mesorhabditis spiculigera
Lineage: Eukaryota; Metazoa; Nematoda; Chromadorea; Rhabditida; Rhabditidae
Source: the annotation of a GenBank genome assembly
AUGUUCAAAACCCUAAAGCCGGAAAAUGCGUACACGAAGUAUCCUAUCCAUUGCCAGCGGGUUUUUGACGGCAUUAAAGGAUCACUGGCCAUCCACAUUGUCGAGGAGCUGGAGAUGGAUAUGUUGAAGGGAUGGCGCGUCAAAAGACUCGGAUUCGGCUAUGAUGACGAUGGCGGCUUGCUGCAGAAGUUUCUCAUGGAUUAUAUCGACGAAUGGAUGGCCUGCGAACGCGAAGUCGAGGCGCUCUGGAUCCGCCCGGAAUGGCAUCUUCCCCUAGAUGGUUCUUUGUAUUUGGGGACUGUGCCUUACGACCUACGCGCCGACUUUCAAAACACCAUCAAUAAGUACGCGCUGACAAUUGAUGCAGAAGGUAUCGUGCGAGGACAACUGACACGCAAAAAGGAUGGAAAGGUUCUGAAGAUGAGAGCUCGAGAAACGGACAUCAUUCUACAGGCUCCUGGGGCGAACAUGUGCUUCUUGCUUGACGAAGACAGCCAUUUGGUGGCCCCCGAAUUC